Molecule: messenger RNA, 1746 nt
Organism: Tripterygium wilfordii
Lineage: Eukaryota; Viridiplantae; Streptophyta; Magnoliopsida; Celastrales; Celastraceae
Exons: 6
Coding region: 916-1635 (239 amino acids)
Source: RefSeq, a predicted model, not a curated record
UUAUAUUCGGAAGUACGAAUAUGCCCUUCCACAAUCCUAUCAUUACCCGCGUGAUUUUAUUUUCGUUCUCGUUUUCGCGUUCACCGGAGUCUGGAGAUAAUCAGAGUUCAAGAAGUCGCUCAAAACGGUUUCUCAUAAUCUAUUCAGAUUCUUGAUUUGGUCGAGCUGGUUCCUUAUUUGAUAUAAUGGAGGUGGAUUUGGUUACAAGUGGUUUGUUAGAAGAGGAGACUUUUGGACUUGAUGACAAUAAUGAUCAUAAAGAUUUUGAGGGUGGAAGAUAUGGGCUAUGCAUGGACAUUAUCAUUGACCGAGGGGUUCUGGACUGCUGCCAGAACUGGUGCAUCUCUUUAGAUGUCUUAUUUUGUUUUUUCUCCUGAGUAAUUAAAUCAAAUGAUCGUAAAAAAAACUUUUGUUGUCGAAUGCAAUCAUCAAUAAAGGUCUUAAGUUUCCCGGUUAGAGUGUUUACUAAAACGAAGUGCAAUUAAUGGAAAACUCAAAUAUUAAAGUAUUUUGUCACAGAGGCCUAUGUUUUAGAAAUUGGAUUUCAGUGAAGUAUCUAAAAAAGAGAAUGGUUAGUUAUUUUUGUUUGGCGGGUGAUGCAAUCAAAACUUUGGUUUAUCCUUUUUUCCCCGUAAAUAUCAGGUUGAGUUGGGUAAGCUGAAAUCGUUUGCAUUUACAUGGUAUUUGUUUUGGGAGUUUUUCAUUCCCAUUCUUCUCAACAACUGCAAAUCUGCAAUUGAAUUUUUAUAUUCAUGUUAUAAAUUGUCUUAUUAGUUGCAGGUAAUGCGUAUUCUCCUCUUUUUUUUUGCUCAAAUUUAAGUGCGGAUGGAUGGAUCUAAUUUUUUUUUUUUAAAACAAAUUAUGUUGAAGUUCAUGUUAACUUACAGUGGCUUGAAUUGAAUGCAUGUCUUGUGAAUGACGUGGCUCAAUCUUUGCCCACUUUGCCAGAGUGAAUUUCAAAUGAUCACCUGUGUUCCAGUGUAUGAUACCCUUGGAAGCAGCAAAAAUGAUGAGGAGGCAUUUUCCAGAGAUGAUGAUUGGUGCGUUGAUUGGAGGAGAAACACCCUGUCGUUUCCAUCUUAUUACAUAGAUGAAAAUUUAUCUGCUUGGACGAAAGUCUCUAUGCAACCGGCAGAAGAAGUGAUGUCAAAAGUGAAAGUAGUUUUCUCCACACUUAAUUCCAAGUCAAAUGAUGUUUCAGAUUCUGAAGAUCGUCUUAUGCUGGAGAAUGAUAUACCUAAUUAUUCUCCUUGCUGCCUGGAGAAUCACAAUGGUACAGGCAUCGGAAGCUCCCCCAUGGAAGCUGGGACCAAGUCUUCUGUUCUUUCAGAAUCCUUACCUAAAGAAGAAAGUGGAGAACAACCUGAUGCAGAAUGUGAAGAAUUAUAUGGCCCAGACAAAGAACCACUAGUAAAUAGAUUCCCAGAGCUGGUGGAAUUUCCAGCUGAGAACAGUAUUCCUCAAGACGAUGAAAAUCACCAGCUAAAUCAGUCCGGAAGAGCAUCUCGAUCUGAGAGUGAGGGCUUCAGGGAGAACAAUGUUGUUGCCUCUGCGGGUGAUGACAAUCUCAUACAAGUUAGAAACUUCCGAGCCCGAGGAAGGAGAAGAUACUCAAUCUUGACACUAACCAGCUAAAUGAUGGUGUGAAAUCUGUAUCUAAGAAGGUAUUAUGUACGGCACCAAUUCAAUAGUUAACUUUUUGAUGUUCUGUCUAGCAACGAGUACCUUCAGAUUUUGACUUCCUCC